CACACUGCAUAACCGUCCACAUUCUCCAGACUCUUCUUCCCCGUCCCUUGCCCAAAAUGGAAACUUCAAUCAACCCUAGACGCCACGCCGCCCUUCUCCUCUUCCUCCUCUUCCUCUCCUCCUCCGCCGCCACCGUCUCGGCCGAUAUGCACGUCAUCGGCGGCAAUGAUCACUGGGCCCCCAACGUCAACUACACCGAGUGGGCCGCCGGCGAGCACUUCUACCUCCACGACUGGCUCGUGUUCUACUACCAGCCGGGGUAUUACAGCGUAAUCCAAGUGAACGAGACGAACUACGAGCGGUGCUCAGAGGAGGAUCCGAUCAAUAAGUACGACAGGGGGCGGAGCUACGCGAUGCAGUUGAACGAGACCGGACACUACUACUUCAUCUCCGGCGGUGGGUACUGCUGGCACGGCAUGAAGCUGUCCAUCCUCGUCGAGCCCCUCCCCGCCCCGGCACCGGCCCCGGUUCCGCUGUCGCAGUCAAGCGCCGCUUGCCGGACCGGUGCCUGGAGCGCCGCCGCGGUCGCCGUCGCCGUCCUGGGUUUCGCCGCGUUCGUCCUUGGUGUGUAGCAGGGCAGUGUGUUUUUCUUUAUCGGUUUUCCAUGAAUGCCCUUGUACUUUAUCUUAAUUACAUGACAAUUGUUUGCUUUGAGACAAUGGAGAUUUCCUGGCUUCAUAGCUA
Elaeis guineensis (African oil palm) is the source of this 684-nucleotide messenger RNA. Its product is annotated as early nodulin-like protein 19. Gene Ontology annotation, molecular function: electron transfer activity. The record is from RefSeq and is a predicted model, not a curated record. Lineage: Eukaryota; Viridiplantae; Streptophyta; Magnoliopsida; Arecales; Arecaceae. Gene Ontology annotation, cellular component: plasma membrane.